Molecule: messenger RNA, 720 nt
Organism: Geodia barretti
Lineage: Eukaryota; Metazoa; Porifera; Demospongiae; Tetractinellida; Geodiidae
Source: the annotation of a GenBank genome assembly
CCAUGGGGUUGGCGCCGGCGGUAACGUUCUUGAAGCCUUCGUGGAUGAUGGCCUGGGACAGCACGAUGCUGGUGGUGGUGCCGUCGCCGGCGGCGUCGUUGGUCUUGGUGGCGGCUUCUUUCAGCAGCUGCGCGCCCAUGUUCUCGAAAGCGUCGGGCAGCUCGAUCUCUUUGGCGAUGGUCACGCCGUCGGAGCAGAUCUGCGGGGGACCAAACUUCUUGUCCAGCACGACGUUGCGGCCACGGGGACCCAGGGUAAUCUUGACCGCGUCGGCCAGUAUGUCGAUGCCGGUGCGCAGCGACUUGCGGGCGUCUUCAGCGUAUACCAACUUCUUUGCGGGCAUUGCGGGGUUCUCCUCGUUGGAGUGUGCGCUAUCAGGGUUCAGGAGUUGGAACGCAACUGCUAGCCCAGUUUGGCCAGGACGUCGGAUUCGCGCAUGAUCAGGUACUCUUUCAUCGUCGUCGUCAUAUUCGGUGCCGGCGUAUUUGGAGUAGAUGACCUUGUCGCCCACGGAAAGUUCCAUGGCAAUGCGGGAGCCGUCGUCAGCGACGCGGCCCGAGCCAACGGCGAUGACCUCGCCCUCCUGGGGCUUUUCCUUGGCGGUGUCGGGGAGCAGGAUGCCGCCCCGGGUCUGGGUUUCCUGUUCCAUCGGCUUGAUGACGAUUCGCUCGCCUAGCGGUGUGAAACUUGCCACUGAUUGCCUCCCUGGGUUGGAAUGUU